Molecule: messenger RNA, 669 nt
Organism: Encephalitozoon hellem ATCC 50504
Lineage: Eukaryota; Fungi; Microsporidia; Unikaryonidae
Exons: 1
Coding region: 1-669 (222 amino acids)
Source: RefSeq, a predicted model, not a curated record
AUGUAUGAGGAGCUCCUGAACUUUCUGCUGGCGAGGAAGAAGAGGCUGUUGUCUGAGGAGGAAGCGGAUAGGCUCAUGAAGCUGAUUGCACAGUCGAUGGAGAUUGAGGAUGGACAGGGAAAGAAGGAGGACAACACUGCAUUGAUAAAGAAGAUUCUUGAUAAUGUUGAUGUUGAGGGGACGGCUUCUGAGGAUGGCGAGAGCCUGGACGAUGCUAUAGAGGACUUGUUUUUCAACGACUACAGCGAUGAAGACUACAGUGACGAUGUCAUGGAUUUGAGCGAGUCUGAGUACGGCAGAGAGACAUUGUCUGAGAUGAAGUUCCAAAGGGGGGUGUUCAAAACCAGGAGUGAGAGGGACGAGGUUUCUGACCUUCCGAAGAGGAGGAUAGGGAUAAAGGCUAAGAAGAGCGAGAGGGAGGAGGAGAACGGAGACUGUGGGAUGAUUGGCAAAGGCGUGGAUGUUGAGGGGGAUAUCAACGAGGACACGAAGAUUUUGGAGGCAAAGAGCUUCAAGCUUCCUGGGUUUGAUGCAAAGGGAGAAGGGGAUGGGAAGGAAUUUGGUUUGCCGGAGCCCUGCGAGUUUGAGUUUGAGCUUGGAGACCUGAAGAGGGUGGACAAUAGUGGCCCUGGAGUGAAGUUUUUUGAUGAGGAUGGGAAAGAGCUCUGA